Molecule: messenger RNA, 2910 nt
Organism: Rhodamnia argentea
Lineage: Eukaryota; Viridiplantae; Streptophyta; Magnoliopsida; Myrtales; Myrtaceae
Product: pentatricopeptide repeat-containing protein At5g64320, mitochondrial
Exons: 6
Coding region: 1-2331 (776 amino acids)
Molecular function (GO): protein binding
Source: RefSeq, a predicted model, not a curated record
AUGCCGAGAAAUCGCCUAUACUAUUUCUGGGAUGUUGAGGUUUUCAUGGGUUUUGUGGGUGACUUAACUGCAGUUUUGAUGGCUACGGACUCUGAUAACAAACGUGUUGAAGUCAUUUUAUGCAGAUAUGAUAAAUGGGCCGGCGGAGGGGCAGCAUCCUGUAGUAACAACUUGUACGACAGCUUGAGAGUUAUAGACUCACUCCAUCCGGGGGGAAAACUUCUUUGGUCUCUGUUUGAGCCUGCUUGUUGUUCGCUUUGUACAGCGGAAUCGGAGAAAAUAAAUUCAGUUGGGACUCUUCCGAGCACACAUGAUUCACAUUCAGAGAAGGAGACGGAGUGGGAGAAGUUACUUAAACCUUUUGAUUUGGAAGAACUACGAAAGUCACUUACGGGGAUUUCACCCUAUCAGCUUUGCAAAUUGCUUGUGCUUCCGAUUGAUGUGUCGAUGUCGAUGGAGUUAUUUGAGCGGGCAGGUGCCCAGAAGAAUUAUUCCCACACAUAUGAUGUAUACUGUAUCUUGAUUGAUAAGUUGGGUGCGGCAAAAGAGUUUAAGAUUAUUGAUAGACUUUUGUUGCAAAUGAAAGAAGAACAGAUUACUUUUAGGGAGUCCCUUUUUCUAAUGAUUAUGAAGCACUAUGGAAGAGCUAGUUUGCCUGGACAAGCUACAAGGUUGCUCUUGGAUAUGAGAAGUAUUUAUUCUUGUGAACCAACGUUUAGGUCGUAUAAUGUUGUUUUGGACAUACUAGUAGCUGAGAACUGUCCAAAUGUUGCACCCAAUGUUUACUAUGAGAUGUUGAGUAAAGGAGUUUCUCCUACUGUUUAUACUUUUUUUGUGGUGAUGAGGGCCCUUUGCAUUAUUAAUGAGGUGGAUUCGGCAUUAUCUCUAUUGAGGGACAUGACAAGACAUGGCUGUGUGCCUAAUUCGGCAGUGUACCAGAUUCUUAUUCAUGCACUUUCCAAGAGGGAAAGAGUUGAUGAUGCAUUGAAAUUACUGGAUGAGAUGUUCCUUAUGGGUUGCAGACCUGAUGUUCAGACCUUCAAUGACAUUUUAGGCAGUUUGUGUAAGUUCAACCGGAUUCAUGAGGCAGCUAAACUGUUUGACCGCAUGCUUCUUCGAGGGUUUGCCCCUGAUGGUUUCACUUAUGGGGCUCUGAUUCAUGCUCUAUGCAAGGUGGGAAAAGUUGAUGAAGCGAGGGCUUUAUGGGACAAAAUACCCAGUUCAGAUGUUGUGCUUUUUAAUACUAUGUUGAGUGGAUAUGUGAUGAACGGACGAUUUGAUGAAGCGAAGUCUCUGUUCUGUUGCCUUUUGGAUAGUCCCCACAAGCCUGAUGUCUUCUCAUACAACAUACUAAUCUAUGGACUUUGUAAGAAGGGGCAUUUGCACUCUGCACGGGAUUUGAUAAAUGGGAUGGAAGAUAAUGGUUGCGAGCCAAAUGUGGUUACAUACACAAUUUUGAUUGAUGCAGUCUGCAAACUAGGUUACCUAAAUGAAGCUAAUUGUCUUCUGACUGAGAUGACAGGGAAGGGAAUCAAUCUGAAUGUAGUGGGAUACAAUUGUCUCAUAUGCGCUCUUUGUAAGGAAAGAAGAAUUGCUGAAGCCCUGAAAAUGUACAACGAAAUGACAGACAAAGGAUGUAAGCCUGACAUAUAUACAUUCAAUUCUUUAAUAGAUGGACUGACCAAGGAUGAUAAGGUGGAACAGGCCUGGGGAUUGUACCAUGACAUGUUACUAGCAGGAGUGGCUGCUAAUACGGUUACCUAUAAUAUAUUGACGCAUGCCUUCUUAAAGAGAAAUGAGAUUCAAGAAGCUCUUAAACUUGUAAAUGAAAUGAUAUUUAGAGGGUGCCCUCUUGAUAAUAUCACUUAUAAUGGCCUGAUUAAGGCACUCUGUCAGGCUGGUGCUAUUGAUAGAGCAUUAGGAUUAUUUGAAGAAAUGACCAGAAAAGGACUUCAUCCCAAUAACAUCUCUUGCAAUAUUUUGAUUAAUGGCCUUGGUCGAACUGGAAGAGUACAAGAAGCACUUGAGUUUUUAAGGGAUAUGAUUCACCAAGGCUUGACACCUGACAUUGUAACAUAUAACAGCCUACUGAAUGGCCUAUGCAGGGCAGGCCGCAUGCAUGAGGCUUUAAAUCUGUUUGACAGAAUAAAACUUGAAGGAAUUUGCCCAGAUGUUAUUACAUAUAACACUUUGAUCAGUUGGCAAUGCAAGGAGGGGUUGUUUGAGGCUGCAUGUUUAUUCCUACAAGGUGGAAUAGAGAGUGGAUUUUUGCCCAAUCAUUAUACGUGGCAAAUUUUAGUCAACAAUUGUAUAAGCCAGAUUGAUUAUUAAGCAAUUCCUAAAAUUUGGACAAAUAUUGGAAUUCUGAUCAUGAGGGCUAUAGAAAAUUCACCAGGAAUAGGUAAUAGUCUUUGGGCACCAAAUGCAAAAGGUGCUAGAUUAUGUAGUCACUCUUGAAUCAGAUGAUCGAGUGCAUUGGUGAAGAGGCAUCAGCAAAUUAGUCAUUGAAAAUUUUUCAAGGUAUCUCUACUGCACAAACAUGUUGGUAUGGUCCAUACGCAGUUCUUUCAUUUUUCGCAUUGUCUACCUCAGGCAAGGAUUUCUUAUUCUCAGUAUCUGAUGUGCUGCUUCCCCUUGAGUUGUUAAUUCUUUAGUCACUGCUACUAGUAGUUACGUUGAAAAAUUACUUGUGGAGCCGAUGGAGCACGGAACUAAGAAUGCCUAGGUGCAUGCCCUACUUGUGGAGCCAUUGGUACACUGAACAAAGGAGGCCUAGGUGCAUAUCCUCCCUGCCUUUUCCUUUUUUCAGUUAUAGAAAACCUUGUGAGGAGGAUUGUUUGAUAAACUUGCAUUGUCGAGUAGUUAAGUGAAAACUAGCUCCAACUCUUACCGAAGUGAAUUUAGCAUCUA